UCUGCCUGACUGAAAGAGGAGGGUUUGGUCGCUUGGGAUUCUCCCGGGACAGGGGACUGUAUUUUGAGGGUAAAAUCGGUUGCCCAGCAGUGCAGGGCAGGCGGUGGUGAACUGCAGCCCUAAUUCCCAGAUUUUUUCAUGCUUGGCACAUCCAAGCUCCUCGGCCCCCAGGACCAGCAGACUCGCCAUCUGCGGCUCGGAUUCGGGCCGGAGCAGGCGGGCAAGGUGGGUGGGGGGCGUGCACUGCAGCGCUCACCCUGAGGUUUCAGGGUGUGCAGCGCCCGGAGGGCGAGAGGAGGCGGAGCUUGCGCUGCGGACCUAGGCGUUGGCGAGAGCCACGCCCCCAGCCGCAGACCCUGCCUCCAGGCCCCUUUGAUUGGAUCAAGCCGCGGAAGGGCCGGGCGUCCUGGGGUGGCCAAGAGGGUCGGGCAAGGGAGGGCGCGCUGAUUGGCCCGGCGGGGAUUAAGUCAUCGCUAGCAGGUUCGAGUGGCCCAGACGCCGGCGGGGCGGCCGAGGCUUCUGUGAGAGGGCGCUCGAGGCUGCCGAGAGGUAGCUAGCGAAGGAGUCGGGGAGGCGGCGUCUGCACUCGCUCGCCCGCUCGCUCGCUCGCUUCCCGGCGCCGCUGCGGGUCCGCGCUGCAUUUCCUGCUCGCGAGCCGUUCCAUCGCGCGCUCCCGGAGCAGCCGCCCCUCGUCCGGGUCCCGGGUGGGUUCGGGAGUUGUGCUAGCCGGCUACACCGCGUUGGGGGCGAGCCGGCGCCACACCUGUGGAGCCGGCGGCAGUCGGGGGAGCCGGCCGGGGUCCCGCCGCGUGCGUGCUUUGGGCGGCGGGAGGCCGGGACCCCGGAGGAGGCGCGCCCUCCGGCUGGGCGCCGCGGGCACCAUGGGGCUCCCAGCGCUGGAGUUCAGCGACUGCUGCCUCGAUAGCCCGCACUUCCGAGAGACGCUCAAGUCCCACGAAGCAGAGCUGGACAAGACCAACAAAUUCAUCAAGGAGCUCAUUAAGGACGGGAAGUCACUCAUCAGCGCGCUCAAGAAUUUGUCUUCAGCGAAGCGGAAGUUUGCAGAUUCCUUAAAUGAAUUCAAAUUUCAGUGCAUAGGAGAUGCAGAAACAGAUGACGAGAUGUGUAUAGCAAGGUCCUUGCAGGAGUUUGCCACUGUCCUCAGGAAUCUUGAAGAUGAACGGAUACGGAUGAUUGAGAAUGCCAGCGAGGUGCUUAUCACUCCCUUGGAGAAGUUUCGAAAGGAGCAGAUCGGGGCUGCCAAGGUGAGAAUUUUGCAAGCUUUGGUCUUGGAUUUAGACUUGGGUGUUACCGUAGUUACCAAGGAGGUGAGACAAGAGUCUGAGUGGGCUCCCUUUGGGCUGGUACCAGUGAUCUUAAUGACAGGAAGAGGUACUGUCCCACCAAGGCUUCAUAGGUACCCUCACUGCCGCUGCCCGCCCCCGCCCCCGCCCCCAACCCCUGACCGCCUUCGGGCCUUGAAUAUCCUUAAGUAUGACAAAGAGACAGAGAAGUAUUGUGGCAUCUUAGAAAAGCACUUGAAUUUGUCUUCCAAAAAGAAAGAAUCUCAGCUUCAGGAGGCGGACAGCCAAGUGGACCUGGUCCGGCAGCAUUUCUAUGAAGUAUCCCUGGAAUAUGUCUUCAAGGUGCAGGAAGUCCAAGAAAGAAAGAUGUUUGAGUUUGUGGAGCCCCUGUUGGCCUUCCUGCAAGGACUCUUCACUUUCUAUCACCAUGGUUAUGAACUGGCCAAGGAUUUCGGCGACUUCAAGACACAGUUAACCAUUAGCAUACAGAACACAAGAAAUCGCUUUGAAGGCACUAGAUCAGAAGUGGAAUCACUGAUGAAAAAGAUGAAGGAGAAUCCCCUUGAGCACAAGACCAUCAGUCCCUACACCAUGGAGGGAUAUCUCUACGUGCAGGAGAAACGCCACUUUGGAACUUCUUGGGUGAAGCACUACUGUACAUAUCAACGGGAUUCCAAACAAAUCACCAUGGUACCAUUUGACCAAAAGUCAGGAGGAAAAGGGGGAGAAGAUGAAUCAGUUACCCUCAAAUCCUGCACACGACGGAAAACAGACUCCAUUGAGAAGAGGUUUUGCUUUGAUGUGGAAGCAGUAGACAGGCCAGGGGUUAUCACCAUGCAAGCAUUGUCGGAAGAGGACCGGAGGCUCUGGAUGGAAGCCAUGGAUGGCCGGGAACCUGUCUACAACUCGAACAAAGACAGCCAGAGUGAAGGGACUGCGCAGUUGGACAGCAUUGGUUUCAGCAUAAUCAGGAAAUGCAUCCAUGCUGUGGAAACCAGAGGGAUCAACGAGCAAGGGCUGUACCGAAUUGUGGGGGUCAACUCCAGAGUGCAGAAGUUGCUUAGUGUCCUGAUGGACCCCAAGACUGCUUCUGAGACGGAAACAGAUAUCUGUGCUGAAUGGGAGAUAAAGACCAUCACUAGUGCUCUGAAGACCUACCUAAGAAUGCUUCCCGGACCACUCAUGAUGUACCAGUUUCAAAGAAGUUUCAUCAAAGCAGCAAAACUAGAGAACCAGGAGUCUCGGGUCUCUGAAAUCCACAGCCUUGUUCAUCGGCUCCCAGAGAAAAAUCGGCAGAUGUUACAGCUGCUCAUGAACCACUUGGCAAAUGUUGCUAACAACCACAAGCAGAAUUUGAUGACGGUGGCAAACCUUGGUGUCGUGUUUGGACCCACUCUGCUGAGGCCUCAGGAAGAAACAGUAGCAGCCAUUAUGGACAUCAAAUUUCAGAACAUUGUCAUUGAGAUCCUAAUAGAAAACCAUGAAAAGAUAUUUAACACUGUGCCCGAUAUGCCUCUCACCAAUGCCCAGCUGCACCUGUCUCGGAAGAAGAGCAGCGACUCCAAGCCCCCGUCCUGCAGCGAGAGGCCCCUCACACUCUUCCAUACCGUGCAGUCAACGGAGAAACAGGAACAAAGGAACAGCAUCAUCAACUCCAGUUUGGAAUCUGUCUCAUCAAAUCCAAACAGCAUCCUUAAUUCCAGCAGCAGCUUGCAGCCCAACAUGAACUCCAGUGACCCAGACCUGAAUGUGGUCAAACCCACCCGGCCCAACUCACUCCCCCCGAAUCCAAGCCCAACUUCACCCCUCUCGCCAUCUUGGCCCAUGUUCUCGGCGCCAUCCAGCCCUAUGCCCACCUCAUCCACGUCCAGCGACUCAUCCCCCGUCAGGUCUGUUGCAGGGUUUGUUUGGUUUUCUGUUGCUGCCGUUGUUCUCUCAUUGGCUUGGUCCUCUCUUCAUGCAGUGUUCAGCCUCCUCGUCAACUUUGUUCCCUGCCAUCCAAACCUGCACUUGCUUUUUGACAGGCCAGAAGAAGCGAUUCAUGAAGACUCCAGCACACCAUUCCGGAAGGCAAAAGCCUUGUAUGCCUGCAAAGCUGAACAUGACUCAGAACUUUCGUUCACAGCAGGCACGGUCUUCGAUAAUGUUCACCCGUCUCAGGAGCCUGGCUGGUUGGAGGGGACUCUGAAUGGAAAGACUGGCCUCAUCCCUGAGAACUACGUGGAGUUCCUCUAACCGUGGGCCCCAGCAGAACUGCUGAGCUUUACAUGGUAUCCAUGACAACUGCUGAUUCCAGUGUCAUAGGCCAUUUCUCUUUGCCACCGAGAAAUGCAGCGUGACUGACUCUGUUGCUACCUGUCAACAUGAAUGUUUCUGUGAGCUCUGGUGUCACUCAUCUCCAUGAUCAUCUCAGCCAAUACUCAUCAAUACUGCAAGAAACAGAAGUCAAUCAGCAGAGGCCAUCUGAUUUUGAUAACUGAGAGAAAGACUUGCAAAGCCGUUUUCUCAUGAGUAUCCUAAAUAGGGGGCACUCAUUUUGUUUCAGGAGUCCGAACACCCAGCCUUCGGAAAGAGGAAGUCAGAUAGCAGUACCCCAGAACACACUGCGUAGUUAAGUCUGAUGGGGCUGGGUAAAGAAAUUGGCGCUGAGAUCCAGGCUGGAUCAUUGCUUCCGUUUACAGUAGGCACUCUCUCUACUCCACCUCUCAGUACUUGAGAUCUAUAGUGCUACAGGCAGCUAGGUCUGUUUGCAUGCAGGAUGAAGAGGGUUAAAGCACUGUUUAUAUAAGAUUCAAUCUCUCACCAUCUCUAAAGCAGCCGUUGGCUGUCAUCAGCAAGAUUCAGUCCAGUGUUCUCAUGCACAAGAAUACACACACCCUGCGUUUCUCCCUCCCAGGCUAGGAACCUCUCUGCCACCAAGGCUGCUAUCCAUCACCUAGUAACCACAGCAACCCAACCUACUCUAAAACCAAGCCAAAAAAAAAAAAAACACAUCCUCUUUGCAUGACACAUUUUUUUUUUCCCCUCACCUUUUUGGUAUACUUUUUUGAAUGGUUUCCUAACAACUAGAAGCAAAAGAUCAAGGAAUUAGGGUGGUCUGCUUGAGGCAGACGGGAUAAUAGCUGGGACUCUUCCCUGUCUGAUGAAUUUCAGCAGCAUCAGGAUAUAUUUGGAGCACACUCUAGUAACCUCUUGAGAUUGAAUUACAUAGUCUUAAUAUUUCUGUUCCUUCAUGCAACAGACAUUUGCUUUCUAAAGGGUAAGAUGCUGCCUCCCCAUGGGUGAUGUCAUCUGACUGGUUCCCCCAUGUCCUCCCAUUCACCCAUCCCUGCUCCCACCCUUGCCUGCCUCUAACCCACCCCUGGCCCGCCCCCUUGCCUUGCUCUGUGCUCCUGAACACUGGUGCUGUAGUGGUUUUCAAGGAUGAUUCCUAGGCUAACCUUAUGGCCUGUAGCUUAAAAUGACAUCUAUGUUCACUGCCAUUCAGAAAAAGGGAAUUGUUUCUCAGUCUUUCAAGGCAUGAGACUAAUGUUGGUUAUUGUGAUUCAGGAAGAAACCAAAGAUUGGAGGGUGGGAUGGGUACCCUUUGAAUAAGGGAAUUUUCUGAUGAAAAGAGGCUGGGUCUUAUGAAGACUGCCUUGAAUGGGGAAGUUCUGCCUGGACAUUUCAAAUUCACUUGGCCUUCAAACAGCGGACUCAUCCAUAUCUCCCACAUGUGAACAUCAUUGCAAGGGUGACUCUAGACAGACCACAAACUGAUGGACCCUCAGGCUCCCCAGGAGCCCCUUGGAUGGCAGUGUUGCUUCAGAGUGUUUCCUGUUUCUGGAAUUCCUUGUUAGGGAACUUUAAAGAAGAAAAGAAAAACUUGAAUUGUGUUGAAUUACUGUAUCUUUUACAUUUUUUUUUUGAAAAGAUAAACUUGUAAAUAGUGUGAUUUGAAAUACUAUAUGGCAAAGUUUUAUAUUUGAUAUUCUUUAAGCUAGUUGCUCAUACACUUAGGCUUGGAUUGCUGAACAGGUAUGUUUAAGAGGGAGAGAGAGGAGGCAAGGCUGGAGAGAGUCAAGGUUGCUGUCCCCGCUUCGGCCUGAAGGAAGGAGAGCACAUGCCCUUGCUCUCUGCUGUCCUGUUGCUGGGCAUGACUCAUCAGUGGUGUUCAGUCUUCUUUAUGUGUUUCUGAGCAUUCCUUGGGCUUUGGAUUUGGAGAUGGGAAGAGCAUCUCCAGGCAAUGAGUUUUUCAAAGAGUGCCUACUUGGUAGUAAGAGGAAGCUCAGGACUUCAAUAGGUGGGUCCAGGCAUAUGAUUUUUUGUUUUUCUUCUCAGGUGUAUUUCUUGGUACCCCCUAGAUAUCAGGACAGAAAGAGAUGAGUCAAUUGCUGUGCUCCUUACUUCUUUACUGCACGUCUUCUGAGGCUUUGGAAAUGUAGAUGAGUUCGCUUAUUUUCAGAUUUUGUGUGCAUCUGUAGGUUCUUAAAAAACCAACUUCUUAGAAUCUUUAGUUCUCAAUGUGCUGCUGCUUUCCCUUUCCCUAAACAUUUUAAACUCUUCCCUCUCACCUCCAAUUCCCUAUGAUCCUAAAAGAAGAAGAAGACUCCAGAAGGGAUGUAGAUUGUGCCAUCAGAGCUUUACAGGUGGUUUUAAAUUUAACGGGUUUGCCAUUGUGAUUCACUACUCAGUUUAUCAGCUCAAGGAUUAUACGGCUCUUUUCCAGGAAUUCACCCAGGAGCAAGUGAGACACUACCAUUGAUUCAGGGAAUAAGAAUUAAGAAUGGACAGGACCAAGUUAGAACCAAGAAGGCCAUCAGGGAAAACUCUAGAAGAAAGAGAAUAUACUAAUAGGUUAGUUAUGUGGACCUGAGGACAAGAAGACAUUGGGAAAUGGGCCCUCAGGGAAUGUGCCUCCAAGGAGAGACCAACAUAAUGCUUUUAACACAUUUGAUGGGGUUUUUUGUCUUUGUUUAUUUGUUUUUUGAGAUGGAGUCUUACUCUAUGGCCUAGGCUGGGUUGCAGUGGUGUGAUCUCAGCUCACUGCAGCCCCUACCUCCCAGGUUCAAGCGAUCCUCCUGCCUCAGCCUCCCGAGUAGUUGGGACAAUGGGCAUGAGCCAUCAUGCCCAGAUAGUUUUUUGUAUUUUUAGUAGAGAUGGGAAUUCACUGCAGCCCCUACCUCCCAGGUUCAAGCGAUCCUCCUGCCUCAGCCUCCCGAGUAGUUGGGACAAUGGGCAUGAGCCAUCAUGCCCAGAUAGUUUUUUGUAUUUUUAGUAGAGAUGGGAUUUCACUGCAUUGGCCAUGCUGAUCUUGAACUCCUGACCUCAAGGGAUCUGCCUGCCUCUGCCUCCCAAAGUGCUGGGAUUCCAGGUGUGAGCCACUGCGGCCGACCACAUGUGAUGUUUGAAGUUGUCAUCUGCCCCAUCAUAAACUUACCGGGAGCUCAUGUGGAAGAACAGGAGGCCAAAAUCCUUGCUUUGGGAGUGCCUCAUGAAGCAUUCCUGUAGACACUUGGCCCCAGCUUCACUGCUUGGAAGCAUGUCUCUCCCUCCUGAGUUGGCUCUGAUUUGAAACCGGGGGAAACAGAGCUGCUGCCAAUGGAUCUUUUAGGUAACUCCCUCCCCAGCUUCCCUGUGGCUAUAACGGUGCCCAUGACAGAUGGCUGCUCUGUUUCCCUUUGCCCAGCCAGGCUCCCCUCCUUCCUAUUAGCUACAAAACUGGAUUAUCUUCAGAAUAUGAGCCAAAGAGUAGGAAGGAACUUGAAGACGAAAAGAUUUUACUCUCUCCCCUAUCCACGCCCCCUACCUCUGACUCUCUGUGUGAAUAGGAAACAUUAGGGCAGAUUAGUAGAAUGAAUUGGUUAUCAGAGUGGAAAACCAUGGCCCAGGAUCCCUGAGCUUUCCCAGUAACCUCCAAUUUCCUCUGUAAGGCCCAGGGAUCACUUAGCCAGAGUCUGAAUGUUUUAGGAGUAUUAAGGUCAGCCUAUCUUCCUUCAGGUUACUAGCAAAAUUUCAUAGCUAAAGAAUGCCAUACCAGGAGAAGAUAGCUAGUUUCAAAUCCCUGCCCCCAGGCAAGUAAAACCCUGACUUGCUCGAGACUGAAGAUCUCUCCUGUUUUUCAAAAUAAACAUAUAUAGGGAUGGACCGUGUGCAGUGUGGCCCGCCUCUGUGUCCUAGAAUUGGAGCCAGUCUUAGGCUUAAUGUCUUAAGUAUUUCUACGGCCAAUAUGUGUUUUCUUAUGUCAGACCAAACUGUCUUUUUGAACAUUGGUUCAUUUCCUCUCACCGAGUGCUUUUUGGACAGAGAGGCAAAGAGAAAGAAUGAGCAAUCAAGCAUUGACAGACUGGCAUUAGCAGGAUGGAGCCAUACUAGUGACAAGGACAUUCCACGGCACUUGCCCAGAGCUGCAGAGUUGUGUGAGCAGUACCUGCAGCUCAAAGGGAAGGACUUCUACCCCCUGAGUUUCUAUCGCCAGAAAAUGGCAACUACUGUCUCACUAAAAGCCCUGUCUUGGCUACAGAGGCUCUGAAAGCAUUCACAGUUGAGAGGGAGGGAGACAGAAACAAGAAGCCAAAGAUAACCUGAUCCCUGCCGGUCUGUUGGCACCUGUCAUCCUCUGGCUUCUGCUCCAAAAGCAAGUCUGGAUGACUGAGUUUUGUGGACAUGACGCUCCCAGAGACAGCAGUGGCCACCAUGGCAUCCAGAGUUUGCCCAAGUACUGAAUGUUUUAUGAGCAAUCCUAUUCCACAGGUAGGUAGCCAGCACUGCAGAAACCAAACAGCCUCUUAGCUGACUUGAAAAGGAAUGACCUAGGUGUUCUGUCAAGGAAGUUAUCUAUCAUCUCUGGUAAACUUGACAAUAAUCACUUACCUCGACAACCCUGCCCCAUAUCCCUUUAUAAAGUCAGCAGGAUGUCCUUUCCCACAUCCAGUGCUGGUAUCUAAAAAAUUUAUCUUGUCUUGCUCAAAUGUAUUUGGCAGCAACACCAAUCAGCUGGGUGCUGAACCACUUCUCUGUAAUUGUAGCAUCAAAAUGACCACAGCGGCAGAGCAGUGAUCUUGCACAGUCCCAUAGCAUGCCUGCGACAAGACUCCAACAAGUAAUUAAUGUUUUUUUCUCCUGCCACCUACAGCACCUGUCUAUCUAACUAAAGAGCUUCCCAAGUAGAGGGAAAGGCCAUAGAGAGAAUCCAGGUGUCAUUAGUUAGUCCUGCUGAAAUGUGGUCUUCUGGUGGAAGCACCUGUAUUCUUGGGAGGUAAAAAUGCUGGGUUCAAAGUAACACCAGGACCAGAGAGAAAGAGAAAGGUGAACCAUCCUAAGGAGCUUUGGUUACUUUUUUAGAAGGAUAAAUACUGUUCUGACUGGUGAGAAAAACUUCACAGCUAUUAUUUUUACAAAAGUUAUGCCAGACAUUACAAAGUAAACACGUCUCAAGGUAGAAUGGUUUAGAGAGCAAAGGCUUAGCACAGUCCUGGACCCAUGUAUGGGUAGCAGUUAGAUUAUCUCAAAAUUCGCUUUAGUAUAGUCAGAACCAGAGUAUUGAUAAACAAAAUGUCAGUUACCUGGAGAGGCUAAGACAUUCUAUACUAUUCUACAUCAACCAUGUCUACAAACUUGUCCAGACACCUAAAAGCAACUUUCUUGGCUAUCCAGAUGCCAGAAUCUGUCUUGUAUCUGACAAUGUACAUCUGUUGAUUCUAAAGUACCUCUCUCUCUCUCUCUCUCUCUGUGUGUGUGUGUGUGUGUGUGUGUGUGUGUGUGUGUGUGUGUACAGCACAUAUUUACAUCUAGGAAGACACAGACACUCAUAGAGACCCACGUGAGCUGGUACUUGCUGAGCCUUUACAGCCUUUAAGACUUGGAGGUUGAGAAUUAGAGACACAAGACAGGCUGUUGAUUGCCCAUUAAAAUGGUCAAAGAUGUAAAUUCAGUGCCAUUUUAAAACUGUGUUUGUAUUUAUCAAAUGGUUACUAUCUACAGCUGUAUUCUCUGUUAACUUAUUUAAAGUCAUGUUGCAAAAAAGAUCAAACCCAUGAAUGCAUAGUACCUACGGCUAGUGCUUAAAAGCACUCUAAAGACGUUUUGUCCGUAUUUCAGAAAAGAAAAUAUUUGCAUGUUUAAUUCCUAAUUUAGGCUACCUUUGAGUAUACUGUAAAGUGCUGUGUGAUAUAUCAAUAAAGUACUUAGUAAUGGCACUUUAAUGUUGUCUUUUAAAAUAACAAAUAAUGCACUGUUCUAAACUUCAGUAUUGACUAUUGACUGGUGCAUAGAAUCCAAUGCUGUAAUUAGAAAGUAAUCUGUGACUAGAAUAGAACUUUGUCCCUGUUAGUAGCCCUGUUGCCAUGUUCAGCCUUUUAAAAAAUGUGCUUUUGUGUCACAAAAUAUAUCUAUAAAGAAAACAGAAUUUCUGUUCAGAGGCCUCUGAAACUUGUUUUUUUUACAUUUGGCUGGUGUAUGUGACAAUCCCCACGAAAUGAGUGGAUGUCUGGUUUUUGAAUUAAAUGCCUUUUCCAUUUGGUGGUA
Messenger RNA from Callithrix jacchus (white-tufted-ear marmoset), 9809 nucleotides. The record is from RefSeq and is a predicted model, not a curated record. NCBI's taxonomy places the organism in Eukaryota, Metazoa, Chordata, Mammalia, Primates, Cebidae.